UGUACACUUCACUGGAGGGCUGUUGGGCACGGCAGCUCGCACCCCACACCAGCCUGAGUGCGGGUGGGGUUGGUGCCGGGACGAUGGAGCAGAGCGAGCUGCGGCACCGCCCCUGGGCGUCCCAGGCGGACAGCGAGGCUCUGAGCGAGGCUGAGCUAGAGGAGAUCGCACCGAGAACCCAGGCGCCGCGGCCCUCUCUCUGCAGCAGGCUCCGGGACGUAAGGUGCUCAUGUGCUGCUGCCAAGUCCCUUCUGUUCCAGUUCCUGCCGAUCCUGAGCUGGCUGCCCCGGUACCCAGUCAGGGACUGGCUCCUCGGUGAUAUUAUGUCGGGGUUCAGUGUGGGCAUCAUGCACCUCCCCCAGGGUUUAGCUUAUGCGCUCCUGGCAGGGGUGCCUCCCGUCACUGGCCUCUAUUCAUCCUUCUAUCCUGUCUUCCUGUACUUCCUGUUUGGAACAUCUAGGCACAUCUCAGUGGGCCCCUUUGCCGUCAUCUCUGUCAUGAUCGGCAGCGUGACAGGCUCACUGAUGCCCAACAGCAACUUCAUGGAUCCGGUCAAUGGCACAAAUGAGACAGUCCUCAACGAGGCAAGGAGAGAUAGCGCCAGGGUGGAACUGGUGGCUACACUCACUAUCCUGGUGGGCAUCUUCCAGAUGGCCCUGGGGAUGCUGCAGUUCGGAUUUGUGGUCACCUACCUGUCCGAGCCCUUGGUGCGGGGCUAUACCACAGCUGCUGCCGUCCAGGUGCUGGUCUCUCAGCUGAAGUACGUCUUUGGGGUGGAGGUGGCUGAGCAGUCAGGGCCGUUAUCCAUGUUCGCUGCCUUCAUUGAGAUCUGCACCAAGCUGCCACAGACCAACGUGGGCGCCCUGGUCACUAGCCUGAUAGCCAUGGCCGCCAUCCUCGCUGUCAAGAUGCUCAGUGCCAAGUUCGCCUCCAAGCUCCCCAUGCCCAUCCCCAUAGAACUCAUCACGAUCAUCGUCUCCACGGGGAUCUCCUAUGGAGCCGGCCUGAAGGCCAAGUUUGGGAUUGCUGUUGUGGGCGACAUCCCCAGUGGGAUGAAACCACCAGUGGCUCCCAACGUCAGUUACUUUGGGCAGGUGGUGGGCAAUGCCUUUGCCAUCGCCGUGGUGGGCUAUGCCAUCUGCAUCUCCCUGGGCAAGAUCUUUGCCCUGAAGCACGGCUACAAGGUGAACAGUAACCAGGAGCUGAUAGCCCUGGGGAUUUGUAAUUUCGUGGGUGGCUUUUUCCAGUGCUUCAGCAUCAGCUGCUCCAUGUCCCGGACCCUGGUGCAGGAGACCACUGGAGGGAACAGUCAGGUGGCCGGGGUUAUCGCCUCACUUGUCAUCUUAGUGACCAUUUUGAAGAUUGGGCAGCUCUUCCAAGACCUACCCAAAGCCAUCUUAGCAGCCAUCAUCAUUGUGAACCUGAAGGGCAUGUUCAAGCAGUUCACAGACAUCCGCACACUGUGGAGGUCCAAUCGCAUAGAUCUGCUCAUCUGGCUCUUGACCUUCGUGGCCACCCUUCUGCUGAACCUAGACAUGGGGCUGGGGGUCUCUGUGGCGUUUUCCCUGCUCACAGUCAUCUUCCGGACCCAGAUGCCCCGCUACUCCAUCCUGGGGCAGGUUUCCAACACAGACAUCUACAGAGACGUCGUGGAAUAUAACAAGACUGAGGAAAUUCCAGGCGUGAAGAUUUUCCGCUCUUCGGCCACAGUGUAUUUUGCCAACGCUGAGCUGUAUGCAGAGGCCCUGAAGGAGAAGAGUGGCAUUAAUGUCGAUUACCUCAUUGGGAAGAAGAAGAAAGCCCUCAAGAAACAGAAGAAGCAGCAGGAGAAGGACAAGAAGGAAGAGGCAAAGAAGAAAAAGAAAACUAACUCCAAGCUCUCAGAGGCAUCUGACCCCAGCAGCGAUGACCUCGGCUUUGUAGAUAUUGACAUGGAGACCAACAUGCAGGAGCUGGGGAGUGACUGCAAUGGAUCUGGCCCUGCAGUGGUUGACUCCAAUGGAAGCACGAUAGAGUUGGAGCCUCAAGCCAGCAGCACCCCAAAAGCCCUCAAUGAACCCACCCUGGAGUCUUUAGGUCUCAAAAAGCCUGACCUCCACUCCCUCAUCCUGGACUUCACCCCUGUCAACUUUGUGGAUACUGUCUGCAUAAAGAUCCUAAAGAACAUAUUCAGAGAUUUCCAGGAGAUAGAAGUGGAUGUGUUUCUUGUUGGCUGCCAUGCGUCUGUCAUUGACCAGCUGGAAAAAGGCAACUUCUUCAGCCAAACCAUCACCAAGCACCACCUCUUCGCCUCAGUGCAUGAUGCCAUCACCUAUGUCACCAGGAGGCAGGGACAGAGCAUGCCACAGCCGGUCACAACUUAUUCCAGCACUAAACUGUAGCCACCAAAAACAGCAUCUACUGUCCCCAGGAGCUGACCAGGUGAGAGGGAGCCACCAAGGAACAUUUCCAGAGGACUCUUUGAGCUGGCUGAUGUUUACAAGGGCAGGUGACAUGGGAUUCCCUGCCACUGGGAAUCUAACAGACACAAGAUCUCCUACUGCUGAGCAUCUGCUUUGGGCACUGGAGACCUGAGAUCAUCUGCCCUUGGGACCUCACUUUAGCUACUGGACAAACUGGGAAUCUAUCUCAAACUUGAAAUCUCCUUCUGCUGGGAAUAUUCUCUAGACACAGGAGAUCUGGGAUCUCAUGGGCUUAUGAAUCCACGUCACAAAGAAGAUCUUCUGCCUCUGGGAAUCCCCUCAGGGUCUGUGUCUGUGUCUGUGUCUGUGUGUCUCUGUAACUUGAGUGAUGGUGUCCUUAGUCUCUGUUUGCCAGAAGCUGGGAAUGAGUGACAGGGAUGGAUCACUUGAUGAUUACCUGUUCUGUUCAUUCCCUCUGGGGCACCUGGCAUUGGCCACUGUCAGAAGACAGGAUGCUGGGCUAGAUGGACCUUUGGUCUGACCCAGUAUGGCCGUUCUUAUGAAAUAUCACUGGAGAGAAGCUGCACUUGAGAGUUUUCCACUUGGCUGUUUAAUUAGAUUGAUGUUCUUCAAUUGAACCAGACAAACAGUUCUAUUGACUGUGCAAAAUUCCCUGCAAAGAGCAAUACUGAACCAGCCCACAGGCUGGAGGCUGCCUAAGAUUUUGUCCCCUCCCUGCAUCCCAUUUCCAACUUUGUGGGUAAAAAACCAAGAGCAAACUCCGACCUUGCCACAUGGGCCAACCUGUGAAUAUGCACAGAUUUUAUUAUAGAGAGAGAGAACACGAAGAUCAGAGUAUCACUUUCUAGGGUGCAAUCCAGACCAGUAAGGAGCUGUCACCACCUGUCCUGCAACCUUGGGUGCCUCAUCAUGCAUUGCUGUAACUCCCAACCUGGCCCCUCGCAAACAGCAUGCAGGUCACAGCCUGAGGGUCUGUGUAUAGCUGCAGUCUGCCAGCAGCUCCUGGCUUCCACCAGAAUUGGUUACCACUUGCAGAGUGAUUUCAACACACUCCCAGUCCCGGAUUUUCCCCAAAGAAUGUGUGUUUGGCACCUUACAGCCCUUUCCUAGACAGUCCAGAUGUUCGUCUGUUGUCAUUGUACAACAGUUGCUACUUUAACUGGAGUUACCAAACAAUUCAGUUUAAACACAAUACUGGAUUAGAUUUGAAUAAAGAAUAAAACAAGUUUAUUUAACUACAAAGAGGGAGAUUUUAAGUGAGUACAAAUUAAAGGUAUUAAAGUCAGAAAUGGUUACAACAGAAAUAAAGAUAAAUCACUUUCUAGUAACUAAACUUAAACUAUACUCAGUUUAAGGUAAAAUUCUUAUCAAACUUUCCCAGCACCAGGGCUGACUAAAUUUUCAAGUAGAGCCUCUCUCAGAAUCCAAAGGCUGGUUCCUUUGUCUUCUCAGCUGAAAAAGUGAGAGAGAGUGUGUGUGUAUCUGGGGUGUUCCCUCCCCCGUUUUAUAGGCUGGUUGCCCUUUGAAAUGCAUUUUCCUGAGGGUUACCCCUAGAUGAAAUUUCUUCCAGCUAUGAGGAUGGAGCAGUGAAAGAGGUUCCAUGGUGUUGGUUAAAAUGUAAAUUGGUCUGUUACUGCCCCCCCCUUCACUGCCAAAGAAUGGCCACUUGACCAGUGAUUGCCAAUCAACUUCAAUGACCCCUGACUAGAGGUGUCAGUUUGUCCUUUGUCUUGGAGAAGCUGAUUUACCCGCUCCCCAGACUUAUCUGGUCAACACAUUUCAGUCAUAACUUCAGCUUAUAUUCAUAACUUUCCAUAUAAUGUGGCUACAUGCACUUCACCAUGCCAUUAUUGAUCAAUGAGUUAUUAGUUUUCAAAUGAUACCUCACAAGGCAUAUUUUGUACAAAGAUUAUUGCAGUUGUGUAAGGUGUGAAUACAGGGGUGCAUUCAGUGACAUAGAGGUAUUGCUUACUAUUUAUUAUCAAUACUGUACAUGUUGUGGUUCUUGAGAAAAUCAUAGCUGCCAGAAAAGGAAAAGACACAUUAGAUUAUCCAGUUCAUUAGCUGCCCAGGACAGGAUUGUUCCUACAGAAUAUUUUCAAGUGUCCAAGCCCCACCACUUCCUUUGAAGAACUCUACAGCUUAAUGCAUCUAGUAAAUACAGGACCUGAAAAAUGUGUUUAGUCAGUGAAUAGACUGUUAGACCUGUAAAGGAGUUAACAGAAGGCAGGAAUUAGUUCUGAUAAUUAACUGUUAUCUAGCCUGAUUCAUGUUGCACUGCUAAGACUUAAUUUGAAAAUAUGAUCUGACUUAAAACCCAAUCACUAUGAAUA
This is a messenger RNA of Mauremys mutica (yellowpond turtle), 4756 nucleotides long. It is a transcript of the gene SLC26A6, whose product is annotated as solute carrier family 26 member 6. Gene Ontology annotation, molecular function: sulfate transmembrane transporter activity; oxalate transmembrane transporter activity; chloride transmembrane transporter activity. The transcript is spliced from 21 exons. Gene Ontology annotation, cellular component: membrane. Gene Ontology annotation, biological process: transmembrane transport. NCBI's taxonomy places the organism in Eukaryota, Metazoa, Chordata, Testudines, Geoemydidae. Bases 84 to 2381 code for a protein of 765 amino acids. The record is from RefSeq and is a predicted model, not a curated record.